AUGAGCUGCAAACAAAUUAUAGCUGGUUGGCUUGCUGAGAAAGGGAAUUAUGAAGUGUUUAAAAUGGGCAGUUGUCUUAUGUGGGCUCUAUGGAAGAACAUAAAUGAUAAAAUCUUCAAUUGUCGGAAUCACUCCAUCCAAAGCAUCAUCAAAGAAGCUGUUUUUUGGUUUAACUAUUCUUCCCCUGUACUUCCGGAGGAGGAAUUGCAAACAUACACCAAUCAACAUAGCGCAAGUGCUACUGAGUGGAAACUCCCUAAAGCUAAUUGGACCAAACUGAAUGUGGAUGCAGCCUAUGAUAAUUUCAACGCAGGCUGGGCAGUUGUUGCAAGAGAUCCCGAUGCUUCUUUUAAAGGUUGUGGCACAAAGUCUCGUGAAGUCUUGAGUCCUAUUGAAGUAGAAACAAGAGCUGUUCUCCUGGCAGUUGAAUUCUCAGAAGUAAUGGGCCUGCAAAGAGUUAUAAUUAAAAGUGAUGCUGAGAAAGUGAUCAAAAUGCUGACUAAGGAACACGCCAACAUCCCUUGGAGACUUCGCGAGCCAAUCCUCCGGAUCCAAGCUCAGACUAGAAAACUGACGGAGGUAAAAUUUACGUUUAUCACAAGAGAUGGGAAUAAUGUAGUCCUACUCUAG
Messenger RNA from Papaver somniferum (opium poppy), 630 nucleotides. RefSeq lists its product as uncharacterized. The record is from RefSeq and is a predicted model, not a curated record. Lineage: Eukaryota; Viridiplantae; Streptophyta; Magnoliopsida; Ranunculales; Papaveraceae. Gene Ontology annotation, molecular function: nucleic acid binding; RNA-DNA hybrid ribonuclease activity. Bases 1 to 630 code for a protein of 209 amino acids. The transcript has a single exon.